Molecule: messenger RNA, 1635 nt
Organism: Ustilaginoidea virens
Lineage: Eukaryota; Fungi; Ascomycota; Sordariomycetes; Hypocreales; Clavicipitaceae
Exons: 2
Coding region: 1-1635 (544 amino acids)
Source: RefSeq, a predicted model, not a curated record
AUGGCCACGAAAAAACCCAAGGCGGCCGCUGCCGCUGAUGACAACCUCGACGAACUCUUCCAAGGCAUCGCCGUCGACGCCAAGUCCAAGAAACCAGCCAACGCCAAAGCCCCCAAAUCCGCGUCCGCAGCCUCCAAGGCCAUUGGCGACGCCGACAUCCUUGCCGAUCUAGAGUCGCAGCUCGCCUCGGAAAAGCCCGCCUCGCGUCCUCAUACUCCUCGGCUCAAGGAAGGUGGUGGUGGUGGUGGUGCCAGACGACCCCCCGGCACACCGCCCGCGGGCGAGGAUAGGUCCGCCGCUGCUCGCAAAUCCACCGACAGUGCCCGAAGCCUGAGGGCCAGCUUCACGCCCAGCGCGACCAGCUCGGAGCUCCACGAGGCCGAGAAGAAGGGAACCGUCGAACAGCUCCACCAGCAGCACCAGCAGCACCAGCAGCAGCUGGCUGGCGGCGGCUGGUGGGGUGGCAUUCUCUCCACUGCCACUGGCGUCAUGAAGCAGGCCGAGGCCGCCUACAAGGAAAUCCAGCAGAACGAAGAGGCCAAGAAAUGGGCUCAUCAGGUUCGCGGCCUUUCCGGAGGCAUUGACGUCGGCACGCUGCGCAGCUACGGCGAUGAACUUCGAAAUCGAGCCCUGCCCACCUUUACCAACAUCCUCCACACGCUUGCUCCGCCCAUCAGCUCCCACGAGAGGCUCAAGAUCCACAUCACCCACGAUCUGGUCGGCUACCCUUCCAUGACCCCCCUCGUCCACGGCGUGUUCGCCCGCGUCAUGUCCCAGGUCGAGGGCGGCGACCUCCUGGUCGUGCAGCGCGGUCACGAGAGCGGCUCGCGGCGCCACAGCGACGGCAGCGCCGGGUGGCACGACGGGCCUUGGUGGCGCCAGACCGACUCGCCGCGGGAGCUCGGCUCCGUCGGCGGCAUCAUGGAAGGCACCAAGCUGUGCCGGGCCAACGCCGAGUCCCACGCGGCCGAGUACUUUGCGGCCAGCGGCGGCAUCGAGCUGGCCAAGAUGCGCGCGACCGAGGACCUGAGCGAGAGCAACCCGGUGCGCACGUCGGACGUCUUCCUGGCCGUGCAGGCCGUCACCACGGAGCCGGACAAGACGCUCUUUGCGGCCUCCGCCCCGGCCGAGAAGGACAAGGCGUCGUCCGCGGUACAGGACCAGGACGGCCACGGCGGCGAGCUGGUCCGCUUCGCCGUCUUUGUCCUCGACCCCGUCCACGAGAUUGAGUUUUCGACAGUCAGCCAGAGCCUGCCGCUCCGCUGGCUCCGCUGGCUCGACGCCGACACCGCCGCCGCCGACACCGCCGCCGACACCGCCGACACCGCCACCACCGCUCCCACCACCCCCGUCCUCCUUACCCCUCGCUCCAGCGACGCAAGCCAAGACGCCUCGUACGACGCACGAGUCCCCGAGGAGAUCCGGGACAUUCUCGACAGCGGCGGCGUCGAUCCGCGGGAGUGGGUGGCCGAGUGGUUGGAGGAGACGCUGAGCCUGUCGCUCGGCGUUGUCGCCCAGCGCUACGUCGCCCGGCGGAUGGGCGUCGGCGAAGGCGGCCGGGGCCGGGGCAAGAAGCGAGCCGAGGAGCUUGCCGAAGCCAACGCCGGGGAGGCGGCGAGAGCUGGCGUGUUUUAA